AAAAGGACGACAACCGAAAAAAGACCUUCGUCUCUCUGACUUGUUGCACGACAGUUCACUAUUCUCUGACACUUCCGAAGUGAAACUGUAAAACGUUCGUGGACGAGUCACUCUCUUAAAGUCUUUGACUCUCUUACCCAUUUGAUAUUAAUUCUUGCAGCUCCUUAGCUUCAUAUUUCUCUCUCUCAUCGAAACACUGGAAUCAUGAAAUUUGCUGUUGGUACCGUAUUCGCCCUCCUCGUGGCUGACAAGACGCUUGCCUUUACACCAAACGCCUUGCCGUCCCGGACAUCGCGCCGAACGAACAACUCGGCUCGAUACAUGGCCGUAGACGCUCCUCCGCCGGCGAGCAAUAACGAUUUGCCCGUCAUUCAGCAGAAUUCCUACGGCCAGCCCACCGACGUGCGUUAUUCAGACUUUUUGAGACUCGUCAACGCGGAUCGUGUGGAGAAGGUCACCUUCAGUGCUGACGGUACGCAGUUGUUGGGAGUCGAUGUAGACGGCGCUCGUGUCAAGAUUGAAGCACUCCCCAAUGAUCCGGAUCUGCUCACGUCUCUCACCACACACAAGGUUGAUGUCACCGUUCUUCCCGCUCAAGAAGCCAGUGGUCUCGGUGAACUCGCCCAGAGUCUCAUUUUCCCCGCCGCGCUCUUUGCCGGUCUCUUUUUCCUUUCCCGCCGCGCUGGUGGCGGUAUGGGAGGCGGCAUGGGCGGGCCCGGAAACCCCAUGGGGUUCGGCAAGAGCAAAGCCCAAGUACAAAUGGUCCCCGAUACCGGGGUUACCUUUGACGAUGUGGCCGGCUGCGACGGCGCCAAGCUCGAACUCGCCGAAGUCGUAGAUUUCCUCAAGCAACCCGAAGCCUACACCAAGAAUGGGUGCAAGAUCCCACGCGGUGUCAUCCUGGACGGACCUCCCGGUACCGGAAAGACCCUUCUCGCCAAGGCUGUGGCCGGUGAAGCUGGUGUUCCCUUCAUCAGUAUUUCGGGUUCUGAGUUUGUCGAAAUGUUUGUCGGUGUGGGAGCGUCUCGCGUCCGCGACAUUUUCAGUCAGGCCAAAAAGAACGCCCCCUGCAUUAUCUUUAUUGACGAGAUUGAUGCCGUCGGUCGCCAACGUGGUGCCGGUUUUGCCGGAGGUAACGACGAGCGCGAACAGACGGUCAAUCAGAUCCUCGUUGAAAUGGACGGUUUCGAUGGCAACCCGGGUGUCAUUACCAUUGCCGCAACCAAUCGCGUCGACAUUCUUGAUUCCGCCCUGCUGCGCCCGGGCCGUUUUGAUCGUAAGGUCACCGUUGAUCUUCCCGAUUUCAAGGGCCGCACCCGUAUUUUGGGUGUUCAUUCUCGUGGCAAGCCUCUCGAACCCGAUGUCGACCUCGAAGCCAUCUCCCGCCGUACCCCUGGUUUCUCCGGUGCCCAGUUAGAGAAUCUCAUGAACGAAGCUGCAAUUUCUGCUGCGCGUGCGGAAAAGUCCACCAUUGGCUGGGAACAGAUCGAUGGUGCCGUCGACCGUAUUAUGGUUGGUUUGGAAAAGAAGGGUGGCAACCCCCAGCUCAAGCAGAAAGAACUUGUGGCUUACCACGAAGCCGGACACGCCAUUGUGGGUGCCCUCGUACCCGACUACGAUCAAGUCCAGAAGAUAACCAUCAUUCCCCGCUCCAAUGGCGCUGGUGGUUUGACUUUCUUCGCUCCUCAAGAAUCUCGCCUCGAAUCCGGCAUGUACAGCAAACAGUAUUUGGAGUCGCAGUUGGCCGUUGCUCUCGGUGGACGUCUGGCGGAAGAAAUCAUCUAUGGUGAAGACAUGGUUACCACCGGUGCCUCCAACGAUAUCCAGCAGGUAGCCAACAUUGCCAAGCGCAUGGUCAAGGAAUGGGGAAUGAGCGACAAGGUGGGCCGCGUUGCGCUUUCGGAACCCCAAGGUGCCGGUCCGUUUAUGGGAAUGCAAAUGAUGCGUCGCUCAACCCAGUGGGGCAACCGCAUCAUGGGAACUGUCGAAGAAGAAGUCGAACGCCUCGUCAACAACUCAUACUUGGUGGCCAAGCAAAUUCUGAGCGAAAACCGGGAUUUGCUGGAGCACUUGGCGCAGACUUUGAUGGACCAAGAAGUCGUGUCUGCCGAAGAAUUCGAAAUGAUGCUGGUACAAUUCAAGGCCAAGACUAUUGAUUACAAGAUCAUCGGAGAGGAAAAGAACCGCGAACAGCUGCCCUUCCAGGGCAUGCCAGCACGCGUGUAAAAACUAUUGGUGAUUGGUUCCAUUUCCUAUAAAAACAUUUACAAGACUACUAGCUACAUGUACCUGCUUC
This is a messenger RNA of Phaeodactylum tricornutum CCAP 1055/1, 2296 nucleotides long. RefSeq lists its product with no specific name. The record is from RefSeq and is a predicted model, not a curated record. Lineage: Eukaryota; Bacillariophyta; Bacillariophyceae; Surirellales; Neidiaceae. Gene Ontology annotation, biological process: proteolysis. The transcript is spliced from 2 exons. The coding region runs from base 205 to 2226 and encodes 673 amino acids. Gene Ontology annotation, molecular function: metalloendopeptidase activity; ATP binding; ATP hydrolysis activity. Gene Ontology annotation, cellular component: chloroplast thylakoid; membrane.